Molecule: messenger RNA, 885 nt
Organism: Eremomyces bilateralis CBS 781.70
Lineage: Eukaryota; Fungi; Ascomycota; Dothideomycetes; Eremomycetales; Eremomycetaceae
Exons: 1
Coding region: 124-711 (195 amino acids)
Source: RefSeq, a predicted model, not a curated record
CACUCCUCCUAUCAGGAGCACAGUGUUAGGCACCAUGGUUCCACGUGCCGGAAAGACGCGCAUCAGGACGUAAUAUGUGACAGCAGAUGUCGCGAACCCAAAUAGCCAUCCAAAUGAGGACAGAUGCGUCAACCCUAUAUUGAUAUGAACCGUUUCAGGGCUCAAUGCCUGGGCCAGUCCUGGAAGAAGUGGAGUAACAAUGGUUACAAUGAUUGUCAGGCUUCGCCAGUUGGUGCCAUACUGGGAUCUUGUCAGUGGGAUCCCAGAUCGAAUUGGCAAACCGACAUACCUUGUUGUACCUAUAGCGGCCUUCCGGUCCUAGGAAGAUCGCAUAACCCACCCAACAUGAAGCUGAGCAAUGUUUUAGCACUUGCAAUUACUUUCCAUGGGACCAAGGCCCACGAUCCGACAACGGAAGCGAAGAUAACGCCUCGUUUGAUGUUGAAGAACUUCGGAAACAAGGUGGUAAGGUCAUUCGCAAAAAUGAGGCAGUUGGACGAGACGUUGGUACUGAUCUGGCAAAUCAGCCAGAUCGUCGAGCAGAGAAAGACCAGGAAUCGGCCGCCAGCGCUCGUUCCCCAGAGUUCGAUCAAUGUGAUCGGGUCCCAGAUAUAUUUGCCGAGAAGAUUCUUCGAAGCUCCAGCACAAACAAUGCUGAAGAUGAAGGUCAAGGUCUUGAAGAAUGGAACAAUCGGGAACUGCCACCACUGAGACUGGGUUGUCCUGCUGAAUCGAGAAAAAUCCGGGAUGUUUGGCUGCAAGUGUGGUGUAACCGCCAGUGACAGCACUGAGUGUUUGUAGCCACAGCCCCGAGGAACGGGUUGCUCGGAUGUUCAAACUGGUGCGUCUAAUGAUACAUGUGGAGAUUUCAUAGGCUGAUGGAAA